CGAGCUCAGCAGCAGUCGGUGUAGAGCUGCCGUCAUGUCUGGCAGAGGCAAGGGCGGGAAGGGGCUCGGCAAGGGGGGCGCCAAGCGCCACCGCAAGGUGCUGCGCGACAACAUCCAGGGCAUCACCAAGCCGGCCAUCCGCCGCCUGGCUCGGCGCGGCGGCGUCAAGCGCAUCUCGGGGCUCAUCUACGAGGAGACGCGCGGCGUUCUCAAGGUCUUCCUGGAGAACGUGAUCCGCGACGCCGUCACCUACACCGAGCACGCCAAGAGGAAGACGGUCACGGCCAUGGACGUGGUGUACGCUCUCAAGCGACAGGGGCGCACCCUCUACGGCUUCGGCGGCUAAAGCUUCUUGCCUCCCCUCAGACCAUCUCGAGAACCCAAAGGCUCUUCUAAGAGCCACCCAUUUCCUCUUAAGAAGAGCUGUAACACGUUCCAUGAAAGGCUAUCUGAAACGUCUACUAUUCGAUUUCCAAAACUUACCAAAACUGACGCUAUACUGUAGGACUAAAAGGCUUUAAGAUUGGAUAAGUGCAAACUAAUGUUUAUUCUUGCUGGUUUUUGCGAAGUUAUUUUGUGCGUGCAUGAGAUACGUGCUUUUUUCUUUGUGUAUUCCUUAAGCUCCCUUGCAAAUCUUGUACCUCACUAAAAAUUCCUUUAAGUGCCCUCUGUAAUCAAAAUAAUGUUGCUUUAUUUUUUUUUUUGAAAAAAAACCCAAUCUUCACCCAUUUAAGCAGAAUUGCCUGGAACGUUCAAUGUCUUGUACUUUAAAAUUUUCAUUUAACUGAGUUAACCACUGCAAGGACAGAAGGGAGACCCAGGGAAAAAUAUAAAAGUCUCCGAUAUGAAUAUUUUCUUUUGAACGUUUCUAA
This is a messenger RNA of Chroicocephalus ridibundus (black-headed gull), 872 nucleotides long. RefSeq names its product histone H4. NCBI's taxonomy places the organism in Eukaryota, Metazoa, Chordata, Aves, Charadriiformes, Laridae. The record is from RefSeq and is a predicted model, not a curated record. Bases 35 to 346 code for a protein of 103 amino acids. Gene Ontology annotation, molecular function: structural constituent of chromatin; DNA binding; protein heterodimerization activity. Gene Ontology annotation, cellular component: nucleosome. Gene Ontology annotation, biological process: nucleosome assembly. The transcript has a single exon.